GUGGGGGUGGGGAAAGGUAAACAAAUGUUCGCAGUUCACAGCGUUGGUAGCAAAUUCACAUAGAUGAAGUGUUAUUGCUUCCACAGGCAGCCGCCAGCGUGGGACGCAAAAUGAAUGAUAAAACAGAUAACCUUCUGAAUGGUGGUCAGGAUCUUGAAAACUUGGUUCUUGGUGAGGAACCAGAUACACGACUGGAACAAGGAACACUGAGCUUUAGUGAGACCCCAGGAGCGCGUAGUGAAGCCAGUGCCCAUAUAAAGUCGUGGUCCAAGGUGAAACGAGGUGUUAUUAGCAAUCACAAUUCAACAGAGGAAAAUGAAGUGGAUGAUGCAGCCAUUUUUGCAGAGCCUGUUCUCAAGUUUGAAAUAGUGUCUGCGAGGACAGUAGAAAAAGAAAAUGAAAAGAAACAUGUGGCAUACACAUUAAUGAUUCGUAAGGAUGGUGUACAACCUGAUCCAAACCCUGCUGUCAUUGAGCGACGUUACACAGAUUUCCUUGAACUUUAUGAUGGAUUGCGGCGAAACUUUCCAGCGUUAAUGACGGGCAUCCCUUUCCCCAGAAAGGUCUUGACAGGAAAUUUGAAUCCUAGUCUCAUAUCUGCCCGAAGUUCAGGAUUUGAGGCUUUACUGGAACAUAUAGGUCGUGAAACACAGUUGCGAGAGUCUGCUGCCCUCAUGAACUUCUUACAGAAUAGGGAAGAGGCAGAAGCUCGGCAUUGGAUGCAAGCUCAGCAGUAUGACCAAGCUGUCCCCCUUCUUGAAAACAUCUUCAGAUUGCUCAAUAAAUUGUACACUGACAGGCAUCCAGCAGUCCUGUUGGCACUGUGCCGUCUUGUAGCAUGCAGCCAUGCAGCAGGAGAGUCUGCACGCCCUGAACGUUUUGCUGAUUUAGCUUUGCAUCGCUAUGAAGCUGUAAGUGAUAUUGAUUUGUUGCGUUUUUAUGUACCACUGCUACAACUUUGUGUUCGGCUGUGGUGGGCACUUGGACGUGACAAAAGACCCCUGGAAGCAAGGUUAGACGACCUCCGUCGCCGUGGUAUAAAAGUUGAUGGAUGUCCAUCUCUUUUAGAUGCUAUUACAGAGUUUGACAGCAAAAAGUAACUAGCCUGUGCAGUCUUACUUUCCUCAUUUCAGAAUACUUUUAUCUCUAAUGUGGUAAUUAUGUUUGCUCUUUUUUUCCAAUUAAGAUCCGAUUUUAUCAAGCAACACUUUUUUCUUUUAAAACUUAUUUUUUAUAUUAGUUUUAGGAUAUAUUGCAAUUUUAGAUAGGAGAUUGGUGUACUGAAACACCAAUAAAAUGUUAUGUGCUGAUAGAAAUUAAAAUAUGUUACCAGUUUCAUAGGUAUUAUUCAGAUACUCAUUCAUUACUGGAAACACUACAAAUGUGUGUCAAUAAUGGAAUGUAGUUCAUAAGUUUUUAUUGGCAGCAUUUUUGUAAUGAAAUCCAGGCAAGUGUUGAUCAUUUUAAAAAAUAAUUUUAGGUGAAAAAGCAGGAAGAGUUACCCAAGAGUAUGUAAUUGGGUUUAAAUAGUUUUAUGUAAACUUGUUUUAUUUUUUGCCUCCCAGUAUUUUGAAACUCAAUCAUAUUCUCACUUCUUUCUUGCCAUAAGGGUUGAAGAUAAAACUAUUCCAUCUGCAUAAAAAAUUGUUGCCUUUCAUGCUGGAUACUCUCUUAAGUUUAAUCAUUAAAUUCUUCAUGUACUGGUCAUGAUUGUGCAUCUCAUUCUUCUGUUCUGUACUAUCUGAUGCAGAUUCUGUUACGUAAAGCACUCAGUUUAGUAAUAGAAAUGAUUUCUUUAUAUAAGCAAAAUAUUCACGUGGAAAAGAUGAAUUGUACUAUUGUAUGUUUCAACAUUUUAUGAUGUUAUCCUUUUGUUUGCACCACUUUUUACAAAGUUCCAUUUUCAUUCAUUAUCGUACAUAUUAAUAACGACCUUAUAGCGCUUGUUUGUAUUGUUCUGACUGACUGUUAGAUGUAAUUACAUGCUUUAUUUAUUUUUAUAACUGUUAAAUAGUGUCAGUUAUUAAGCAAAAGUAAUGUUAUUUUGCUACCAUACUUAUUUUAAACCAGUAUUGUGAAAUGGCUGUAGUUCUUGUACUCAGUAUAGAUAUCCUAAACAGUAUGAAGUGUUGCAUGCUUUUUAGUUUUUUUAAGAUAUGUAAUAUCAUUGAGUUCUGACUUAACAUAUAGUAUGCACUUUUUUUGUCAGGUAGCAGCUACAAUCUACCAUAUUUAGGGUGAUAUGUUUUGUUACAGCAUUAUUAUUCCUGUUGGCAAUAGUGAUUGAAAAUGAAAUUAUUGUUAUCAUAACAUUUCCAUGAAACCGUCUACUUGACAAAAUUAAUAAUUGUGAUAACAAAUCAUUUUGCUCACUUGUUAUGAAUCUCUGAAGACUGUCUAGUCCUUACUCUUGUUGGAAUCUAAAAAGAUAUGAUAUUAUGCAGAUAUUGCAAAUAGUGACUAAGUACCUGGCAAAUCUGAGACUAUGAAGAAAAUAGCUUCCUGGGAUCUAAUUCUACUUUGGAAAAAAAGUACAGAAUACACAGAAUAGCAACAGAUUGUGUGGUAUUCGUAUCCUAGUACUACUUUUCUGCUUUUCUGUGUUCCCUGUAGAAAUGUCUUUGUAUUUCUUUGUAUUUGUUUCACCACAAGGUAUUUCUUUAUUUCUCUCAUGUAAAUAUUUUAUUUGUUACUGUUAACAGCUAAUAAUUGAUUGAGAGCAGCUUUUAACUCACCCUGUUCCCUAGAAGGCACAAUGUCAAUCUUUUUCUGAGAAUUUUACAGAUCUGA
Schistocerca cancellata (South American locust) is the source of this 2790-nucleotide messenger RNA. It is a transcript of the gene Snx21, whose product is annotated as sorting nexin-21. The coding region runs from base 111 to 1100 and encodes 329 amino acids. The transcript has 6 exons. Gene Ontology annotation, biological process: protein transport. The record is from RefSeq and is a predicted model, not a curated record. NCBI's taxonomy places the organism in Eukaryota, Metazoa, Arthropoda, Insecta, Orthoptera, Acrididae. Gene Ontology annotation, cellular component: early endosome membrane. Gene Ontology annotation, molecular function: phosphatidylinositol phosphate binding.